Molecule: messenger RNA, 636 nt
Organism: Sparassis crispa
Lineage: Eukaryota; Fungi; Basidiomycota; Agaricomycetes; Polyporales; Sparassidaceae
Exons: 3
Coding region: 1-636 (211 amino acids)
Biological process (GO): actin filament organization; vesicle transport along actin filament
Cellular component (GO): actin cytoskeleton; myosin complex; vesicle
Molecular function (GO): ATP binding; actin filament binding; microfilament motor activity
Source: RefSeq, a predicted model, not a curated record
AUGGGGUUCCCUGUAGACACGACUUUGUAUGCCUCGCGAGAUGGUUCGUGCAUCUGGGAUGAGGAUGCCGUGCGGUUGGAUCAGUUGAAGGUGGCGUUGAAGAACGUGGGAUUCUCGAAAAGACAUGUCGCGCAGAAGUGCCAGCUGGUUGCUGCUAUUCUCCAUCUGGGUAACCUGGAAUUCCAUACCGAUCGCUCUCGCAAUGAAGACGCUGCUGUCGUGGGCAACACGGAUGUCCUCGAUAUCGUCGCAGAUUUCUUGGACGUGCAGCCGGAAGCUUUGGAGGCUGCGCUAUCGUACAGAACGAAGAUGGGGAAGAAGGAACUAUGUACAAUCUUCCUGGAUCCCGACGGUGCCUCUGAUAACCGAGACGAACUCGUGAAGCCGCUAUACUCCCUCCUGUUUGCAUGGUUGAACGAACACGUCAACCAACGCCUUUGCCACGACGACUUCAAUAUGUUCAUCGGACUGUUUGACUUACCCGGCCCCCAGAACAUGACUAGCCGGCCGAACUCCCUAGAUCAGUUCUGCGUCAACUUCGCUAACAAGCGGUUACAGAACUUCACACAGAAGAUACGAUCUUUCCUUCGACCAUUGACGGCGAUCUUCUUGAGCUCGUCCAUCUGUCGCGGGUGA